UAGGACAAGAGAUGAAUAGAGCAUAGCAAAAUUCAAUGUAAACUCGUAUGAUUAAAUAUAAUGCAAUAAUAAUAACGAUACGUGGCGGAGUAAUUUUAUAACAAUGGUUACGACGAAGAGGUGCGCUUGGGGAACCUGCAAAAGCGAUUCGCGGUAUCCUGAUAGUUUAAAACGAGACGCAAGUAGAAGCAAAGUAUUUUUUUUACAUUUUCCUGGGGAGAAAUACCAUAGCGACAAGCGAGAGCGCUGGAUUCGUGCGUGUCAUCGAGGUGACAGAUUUGUGUGUACGAAAGACAGUUAUAUUUGCAGUCUUCAUUUUGUGGGAGAAAAUGGUCCUACUGUAGAUAACCCAGACCCUAUUUCAGCGAUACAAAGUAUUGAGAAUAGAAGAAAACUAACGGGAAAACGAAAAACACCAAUGACGCGAGUAUAUAAUCCACCACCAAAACGAGCGUCAAUCUCAAAAAAAGAUGCAGCAGAGGCUCUUCUUUACUUGAGCGAAAGGGAACACGCUAAAAGAGACGCAGCUGACGGCCUCCUAUCCUUAUGUGAAAAUAGUACAACAUCCCGUGAUAUGCAAGAGGACCAAGACGAACUUCUUCUUGUUGUAAAGAAAAAAGAUGCUGCUGUUCAAACCAACCUAACUAAUAAACAUCUUAAAACUUAUGCGACUGAGUCAUUUGUUAACACCAGCAGUAUACAGAAAUGCAUGUUUUUAGAAAAUGUGGUUAAUGAUUCUGCCCAUUAUACAGGCCUAUCAGGUGAAAUGUUGAAAAUACUGUUUGAGUUCGUGAAAGCAAAGGCUUCCAGGCUUAUCAAAUGGAAAGGGAAGAAAACAGCAAAAUAUAAACAAGAAAAAAAGAGCAGUGCUAGGAUCCACAAAACUUCUACAUGGGCUAAACUUUCAGUCUAUGAGCAAUUUAUAUUCACAUUGGUCAGGAUCAAAAGAUUCCCUAGUCUCAAGAUGUUAUGUGAUUUAUUUGGAGUGUCAGAAACUGUUGGUAGCAGCAUAUUCUUGACAUGGGUGAAGUUUCUUGAGAAGGAAUUAAAGUUAUUUAUUCCAUUUACAACUUUGAAAGACAUGGAAGGAAUAACCCGCCUAAAGUUUACGAAUCUAAACCAUGUCGUGCAAUAA
This is a messenger RNA of Xenia sp. Carnegie-2017, 1135 nucleotides long. RefSeq lists its product as uncharacterized. The record is from RefSeq and is a predicted model, not a curated record. NCBI's taxonomy places the organism in Eukaryota, Metazoa, Cnidaria, Anthozoa, Malacalcyonacea, Xeniidae. Bases 104 to 1135 code for a protein of 343 amino acids. The transcript is spliced from 4 exons.